AUGAGCAAAGCACCAGUGGUUCGGGGGCUGAGCAGAGAGAAAAGCGGCUGGUUUGAGUUCUGCAUCCCUCCUCCCCCAAAAGCCAGCUCCCUUAUCAGCAGCAGGUAUCAGGAGCGCAAACUUCAGCUGGUCUUUGAGUCCCUGAUGCGGGAGCCGUGGGGCAGCGGGGACCAGUGCUCUGUCCUCAGUACCCUGGCUGGCCGGCGCUUUGGGGCGGCCCUGGUGCCGGGCAGGAGGUCGUCUGCGGUGGAUGAGUCGUGCCAGUCCCUCCUGUCCCACUCAGACAUCAGCUAUGACCGCACUGAGGAUGACGUGGAUGUUGAUAUGACGGUGGUGCGGACCCUGAAGCGCAAAGCCCAGGAGAGGCAGCGUGUGUCCCUGGCCCCUCAGAUCGGCCCUGUGGUGGUGGCGAAGCGGCACCGGUCUUCUGUGGCACCCCAAAACACCGUGAGUGUCCCCUCUGUGUCCUCUCCUGCCGAGGUCCCAGGCCCUGCUGGGAACCUCCUGCCUGCUGCUCUGGUGCCACGCCGCCGCUCUCGCCAGGGACACCGUGUCUCCACGCACGCAGGCCCCCCUCCACUACCUUCUCUCUCUGCAGAGCUGACCACAGUGUGGGGCACCAAGGAGGAUCCAGGCUGCUGUGCUCCAGGGCAGGAGAGCCACACCGAGGGUGGUUCCACAGGGCAGCCAGCACCAGCCCCCUUCCCCUCACCUCCACGGGGCAUCCUGCCACUCCAGCACCAGUUCACCUCCAAAACGGUGUGUGCCCCAGCCUCCCUCCAUCUUCCUGGCCGCUAUGGAGAAGGGAGGCAGGUCCAGGAGGGGGAGCCCUCACCCUGCUCCCCCUCUCCAGGGCCGGGUGGUGGGCACAGAACAGGUUGGCUUUGUCCUCCCCAGGGCGUGCUGGCUGACUUCGCCCCCCCGACGCCGCCCCUGGUACCCACGCUGGUGGUGCAGUGUGUGACUGAGGUGGAGAAGCGAGGUUUGACGGAGACAGGGCUGUACCGGGUGCCGGGCGCGGAGCAGCUGGUGCGGGAGUGGAAGCGGAGACUGCUGCGGGCUGGAGGUGCGCUGCCCGCCCUCGGCAGCGUGGCUGACAUCCACGUGGUGUGUGGGGUGCUCAAGGACUUUCUGCGGGGGCUCAAGGAGCCGUUGGUCACCUUCAGCCUCCACCCUGCCUUCCUGCGGGCUGCCGACAUCCCCGACGAUGCUGCCUGCGGCACAGCCCUGCGCCACGUGGUGAGCAAGCUGCCCCCGGCCAACAGGGACACCCUGGCCUUCCUCAUGCUGCACCUCCUUAGAGUGUCACACAGCCCUGACUGCAAGAUGGAUAUCCUCAACCUGUCCCGUGUGUUUGGUCCCACACUGGUGGGACACAGCACGGCCAACCCCACACCGCUCGCCAUCAUGGAGGACACGCCACGGCAGUGCAAGGUGGUGGCUCGGCUCCUCUCUCUGCCACCCGACUUCUGGAGAGGCUUCUUGGGGACAGAGCAGGAGAACCUGGUGCCAACAGCAGCCCCAGCAGGUGAACAUGAGCCGUUCUUCCGCCCCCUUAUCUCCCCGGAGCCCAAGCCAGGCCAGCUGAGCCCAGCCGGUGGCUGCUCUACACCCAUGGUGGCGCGGAGGAGGCUGUUGGCCCACCGGGGUGGCAGGGACCUGCUGCUGCCAUCACCUCGAGCCCUGCCUAAGCAGCCUGCGCAGGUCUCAGCCUGA
Charadrius vociferus (killdeer) is the source of this 1716-nucleotide messenger RNA. Its product is annotated as rac GTPase-activating protein 1-like. The record is from RefSeq and is a predicted model, not a curated record. NCBI's taxonomy places the organism in Eukaryota, Metazoa, Chordata, Aves, Charadriiformes, Charadriidae. Bases 1 to 1716 code for a protein of 571 amino acids. Gene Ontology annotation, biological process: signal transduction. The transcript has 16 exons.